AACAGCGAAAUAAUCUGUCAUGGAGCCAUCCCAGUCAGCGACCAAUUCUGGCCGCAAGAAAUAUUCGUCGGGGAACCAGGACGCUGAAGAUCAGUUGAGAACCUCAUCUAGCAGUAGCAGCAGCAGCAGUUCGGAGGAAGAACACCAAAAGGUUCCGCCAUCGGUGUUUCCCAACCAUGAUUGCAAAAUCGGCCAUAAUAUCGACCUGUUCAAGGCGUUCAUGCCAGGGGAAACGUUCCGGAAAAGAAUAACUCGAAAUCUGAAACGCACAGUCUACCUGGACCAGACGAGUGCCCUGAGUCGGGAAGUGUUCCGCAGUGAUACGGCCAUGAAGCGGGAAAUAUCCCGCCACAUCAGCUUCCAUUCUACCACCAUUCAUCCGUUCAGUUACCUCCGAUUUUGCUGGGAAUGCAUAAUGAUUGCGACGUUUGCCACAGCGUUUAUCGUACUACCGUACGACGUAGUUUUUCUGUACCAUCCAGAUGAGUACGAGAGUCUGUCCUGGUUUCACGUGAUCGUCCUGAUCAUAGACUUGAUCUGUUUAAUCGACAUAUGUUUCAGCAUCCGAACCGGGUACUGCAAACGAAAAAGUCAGGAAGUUAUUCUGGAUGCCCGUACGAUUGCCAAUCGAUAUGUAGUUUUUUGGUUCUGGAUAGAUCUGAUUAGUUCUGUACCGACACCGUUGUUCACCCAUUCCAUAAUUUCAAAAAAUGGUUAUCACAACUCGUUCAUCGAGUGUUUAACCAAACAGGAAUACCACUUUUCCUGUUUCUGGGAUUUCUUGAAGGUUCUGUCACUGCUGAAAAUGCUCCGGUUGCGGACUUUUCUACGCUACAUCAACAACGUGUUCAGGCGCUUGAAGCUCCGCCGGAAUAUUAUGAAGAUAACGACCAUCGGCACAGUUAUUGUAGUUGCUCAACAUUGGACGACCUGCGUGAUGUUUUUAGUUCCCCGUCUCGUACAAGGCACCGAUGAAGAACUUAUCGAUCCACAGUCAUGGACGGUGAAAGAAGAAGUAUGGGAUGACACCCCAAUUAUUCGUUAUCUUCACUCAUUUUUCCGAACGAUAUACUUACUCGUCGGCGUAACCCAUUCGGUUGACAAUUUCAUGACCCAAGAAGACAUUUUGUUGGACCUAGUAAGCGUCAUUCUUGGAUACGUGUUAAAAAUCUAUAUUCUAGCGGAACUAUUGAUAUUUAUUAGGAUUAUGUCCUCCAGCAUAAGCAUGUACCACGAACAUCGUCACGAUCUCCAGAACUACAUUAACCACGAGCAGCUUCCGAAGCUGCUCGAGACACGAAUGCUUCAGUAUUACAACUACAGGCUUGCCAACCUGUACAGUCGGGAGUCGAUGAUCGAUCGAGCAACCGGUGAGCAGUUUAUCCCUGCCAUUCGGGAGAACCGAUGCGGUGCGAUGAUAAACCAGGUUUCACUUUUCCGAGACACUCUUCCGUCGGAGGUAGCGCAUAAGCUGAUGAUGGCACUGCGAUACCAGCUCUAUCUGAAGGAUGAUUUGAUUGUCAAUGCGGACCAUGCAACCAGCAACGCCAAGAUGGUUUUCGUACUGCGGGGAACGGUCGCCAUUUAUACGAGUAAUUGGCGUGAAGUGCUUCAUCUGGAGGACGGUGAACAUUUCGGCGAGUAUCAGCUGGUGUUGAAUGGUUUGGACAUGAAAUAUUCCAACAUUGUCGCGGUAGAAUCAAGCGAAGUGUUUGUUUUGGCUGCGACUGACUACAAGGAAGUGCUUUCGCACUAUCCUGAAAUCCGGGAGAACAUUUAUUUAUUAGCUCAAGAACGAUACGAAAAACUGGUGACUCUUGAGACUAAUAUUGUUAUGGAUACCAUCGCCGAAGCGGAAACGAUUAGAAGAACGAAGAAAAUUUAUUAGUAAUAGACAAAAAUAUGCCUGUUGAGGGAGAGAUGUCCUCCAUUAAUAAAACUAAUCAUGUUUAAGAAUUUUUGGUGGUAUUCAACGGGGAAAACAUGUAAAUGGUGAGUUAAGCGAAAGCAAUUAUGUGAAAAAACCGCAGGGACAAGAUUCGUCUCUGCAACCCUUGGGACUCCGGCCCAAUGCUCGCUUUAGAGACAUGCUACGAUCA
This is a messenger RNA of Topomyia yanbarensis, 2099 nucleotides long. Its product is annotated as potassium/sodium hyperpolarization-activated cyclic nucleotide-gated channel 1-like. The transcript has 9 exons. The record is from RefSeq and is a predicted model, not a curated record. Bases 20 to 1888 code for a protein of 622 amino acids. NCBI's taxonomy places the organism in Eukaryota, Metazoa, Arthropoda, Insecta, Diptera, Culicidae.